Messenger RNA from Achroia grisella, 2768 nucleotides. RefSeq lists its product as uncharacterized. Lineage: Eukaryota; Metazoa; Arthropoda; Insecta; Lepidoptera; Pyralidae. The transcript has 10 exons. Bases 127 to 1611 code for a protein of 494 amino acids. The record is from RefSeq and is a predicted model, not a curated record.
UACUGUUUGAGGUACAUUGUGGUUAGUCAUAUAAUUAAACUACAUAUGUACUACGAUACUCAAUAUUAACCUACCUAAUUAGUGGUAAUAUUCAGAUUAACGAAGAAGCGUAGAGUAAAUCGUAUUAUGAGAAUCAUUUACGCAAACAUGUAUUUAACAGCGUACUUAUUGAUAGGUAUUUAUUUCGCAUUUUUAGGUUUUGGAACCAUAUUAUGUUCAAUGUGUUCUAAUACGGACGGAGUAGUGGGAGAAUUUUAUUUACAUACAUGCAUACUAGAUAACGAAAAUACACAGAAUAAUAGACAAUUUUUUAAUUUCUACCAAUUCAUAAAUUAUCAAGCAGGGGCAGAUAUAAUGGCAAUGACUGUUCCAGACAAAUAUACAUUGCAGUACAAAAUGAGGCUUUACGGUUUUGAUAAUGAUACAACGAUGUCUUGUAAUAUAAAUAAUUGCAAUAGUUGUAAUCAGUGUCAAUACGACACUAAUUACACCAGACUAUUGGUGAAACCAUACAAGGGAGAUUACGAGAGAUUUUCGGAUAAUGAAGGCGAAAAAAAUUUUUACUAUGUUCCAAAUUACAAUAGCAGAUUUGUUUAUCUAGGAUACGUCAUGGUACACGUUGACUUAAACCAUAAAAUUAUAAACCAUGUAAGACGACAAAACUCAAUUGGUUCUAUUUCUAUGAAUAUUACAUUAACAGAAGCGGAAAAAAACACAAAACUUUACUGUUUCAGUUUAAGCUGUACUUUUAAAGAGGCAAAUGUAUUUGAAUGUUUUAGAAAAUUAGAUGUAGUUUAUAAAUUUGUUCAAAAUGAAUCUCAGCCGCUUACAACGGAAGCUCCAUUACAAACUAAUACUAGAAUUGACAUCAAGAAGAAGUCACGUGUACAUUAUACAUGCGCAAAUAUACAAAAUAGUGGAAGUUCCGUGCAUCUGUCUCAAUAUUUUAAUUAUGGAACGUAUGCAGAAAUGUUCAACUACACUACUGAUAAAUAUCCAAUACAUCUUAAAAUGUAUUUAGGCGAGUUUGAUAACAACACCGCUUUGUCCUGUACUCUCUCACAGACAGGUGAUGAUGUGGGACAGACAAUUACAAAAAAUGACAUCAUUGUUGUUACAUCAGAUAAUAUAACUACAAAUGUGGAUGUUGAAGAUAUUUACUACGCUGAAAAUCAAGAGAUUGAAUUGAACUGCGUAAACUGUUAUUUUAUUGAAAUUAAGGAAAACAAUACAAUGCCACAUGUAGUAAAGUCAUCAGAAGUCAACAGUACUGUCUUGCUGAAAAGAAGUGAUAACAACACAAUGUUGUACUGUAUCACAAUAACAUGCAAAGUCAUUUCAGAAAGAAAUAAAUGCUUACGAACCUUUAAAAAAAUUAGGUUUAUCAUUAAUGAAAAUCCACUGAAAAAUAAGCCUUCUAAAGGAGGCAUCAUUGCCGGGUGUAUAGUUAGCCUUGCUAUAAUCUCAAUAAUUGCGAGGAUUAUUUAUCAGCGUAUGCGCGAUUACAAGAUCAAACAACGUAACAAGUCCAGACCAUUACCGACAAUACCUUUGCCGAGAGAGCCAGUGCCUUAUCAUCAUUACGAAGUCAUCGAUAAAAGAUUUGCCUGAAAUAUAUAUUGCACUGCAAAUACUAAGUUUGUAUGAUUGUAGAACGUCGAUAUUGUAUUACUUUCACGCAAUAGUACUUGACAUUAUUAAUUUCCAGUACAGAGCACAUAACUGCCCAAGGGCCCCGGGUGGUCUACGGGGCCACGAGCAUGCACAAAAUGAUGUGAUUGGAGUAAUUCACAUCGUUUCAUCAACUUGAAAAGAAUUAACAAACUAAAAACCAGUGUAAAGCCCCAUUGAAAAAUAUUCCAUCAAUAAAUAGUUUCUUUUUAUACUACUAUGGUGGCAAAUAAGCAUACGGUCCAUCUGAUGGUAAAUGGUAAUGCUCCUAUGGACUCCUGAGACACCAGGGGUAUUACGUGCGCGUUUCCGACCUUUAAAGCGACGCCGCGAUAAAUAUUAAUUACAAAAUCGGGCCCCGCGCGCCACGCCACCGCGUAUAAUAAUAAGAUUUUUAAAAGUAAAUACCUCAUUUUUAUUUAUAAAAAAACUACGAAAUAAAAUUAAUGCAAAAUUUGUCUAUAUUUACGUAACCAUUUCCUUAUAUUGUUCUCUCAAAUAAGUUUUCUUUUUAAAAAUACUUACCUUUUGUUUUUCAUUUAUAACAAUUAAUUUUCACUAUAUCAUAUGCCUGUGCGCUGUAAUGUGGUACGCGUGAGUUUCAUUAAGGUUUCGUUUCACUCCUUUGAUUUACAAAUUAGGACUUAGUAUUUCAGCUGUACUUCAUUCGUAAUAUAUUAAAUCAUUAAUAACUGUAUUAACUAAAAUGUAGCAAUUGUUAAAUGUAAAAUUAGUAAUGAAGAAUGUUAACUAAUUUUGAAUAUUAGCUCUCCAUAUUCUCUGUGAAAAAUAAAAUAUAUAAUGAAAGAAUUACUUCAAUACGUCAAUUAGUUUCUGGUUUAUAGCGAUGCGGACUCGUGUGACGGUGUGACGUAAUAGUACAACACUCGCUCUGUCCGCUCGAGCUAUCAGCACGGAGGCGUCUUACGUUUCAUUAGAAAUUAUAAAUACCUUCAAAUAUAACCAAACCAAAUGCUAGAAAAUCAUGUGUUAUGCCGAAAUGUACAAAUACAACCACUAAAAUAAUAGUUAUAAUUUAUUAUAACCACAAAAAUCCAACAAAUUUGAUAAUAGUCGUUAAGUCCUCUCUUCGACGA